Messenger RNA from Amoebophrya sp. A120, 1533 nucleotides. The record is from the annotation of a GenBank genome assembly. Lineage: Eukaryota; Dinophyceae; Syndiniales; Amoebophryaceae.
GCUGAAUUCGGGAUGGCCACUGUUCAGUUUACUGGAUAUUCUUGGACAGGUAUGAACUGCAAAAGUAUCGCACUAGUAGUAACCAGCCAUGCUCCGGCUGCCGCCGGAGCGCAAGGCUGUUGGGCCGGGGCAAGACUGUUUGCCGAUCGGACCACAACCCCACGGGCCUAUGUACAACGAAACAUACUGCAUUCGUGCCGCCGGUUUGCGCCGCGCCAACCCGCAGGACCACUUGCGCGCUUCCCGCGCCUGCGGGCGCUCGGCGCAGGGAGCAGCUGCAAAGAACACCGGGGGCGAACAGAAGGCGCGCGGCGGGAGAGGAUAGCGCGAGAGGGUGGCGCGAGAGGGUAGCGCGAGAGGGUGGCGCGAGAGGGUGCGCGAGAGGGUGGCGCGAGAGGGUGGCGCGAGGGGGGCGCGAGAGGGUGCGCGAGAGGGUGGCGCGAGAGGGUGGCGCGAGAGGGUGCGCGAGAGGGUGCGCGAGAGGGUGGCGCGAGAGGGUGGUGGGGACGGGCACCGAACAAAACAAGUCCGCGAAUGGCCUGCAGUGCCAAAUAUGGGUAGUGCCAUGCGGAUUCGCGCCCGCCACUUUGUGUCUUUACCCUCUCGCAGACCUCUCGCAGACCCUCUCUUUUACCUCUUUUGGGGGUCCCCGCUAAUAGUCCGGCUAUACUCGCGGGUAGAGGUCGACAGAGGUGGCCGAGAGGUGGCCAAGAGGGUCCGCGAAAGGUCGCCCCUUAUUCGCGCCACCUCUCUCGACCUCUGUCGACCUCUCGCGCCCCCUCUUUUUGACCUCUCUGCACCCUCUGAGGCACUUAGGCGCCGCCUUAAGGUGGGGCCUUCGGCGGGCUAUACUCGCGCACCCUCUCGCCGACCCUCUCGAAAGGGGUCCGCGCCACCUCUCCACCUCUGUCGACCUCUUUUUUACCUCUUUUGACCUCUUUUUGACCUCUCGGCCACCUCUUGUUUACCCUCUGUCUACCUCUUUUUUCGCAUGAAUAUAAUGUAUAGUAAUUGCAAUACAAAUUAGCUCAGCAUGACAAAUUGAAUUUGUCAUGCUGUUUUGCCUUGGGAUAAAGAUUUGUAAUGCAUGAUUGCGAUUACUGCGAGUGCGAUACUUUUGCACAGGAUAAUAAGUCUCCAGGUACGAAGUGGACGUCAUGAAGUACCCGGCGCCGUAUGACACUGCACCACAACCCUCCCCCUCAUUUGUCAUGCAAAAUUCCCAAUUUACGCCUUGGCCCGUGUUGGCACUGGUUGCAUGACAAGUUUCUUUCAGCAGCCCGAACAGCUAUACACUCCUGUCCAAAUAAUUUGUCAUGCAAAACCUGUAUUCUUGCUGAGGACACUUGUGCUCGUAUUUUUGCUGUUCAUGCAAUACAAAUGCGGGCGAGGCGGAGUUGUGCACUUUCAUACGCCGACUGGUGUUGGCAUCAGCGGCUUGAGCAUGGACAUGACGCCGGCGUUCGUAGAUUCUCCGUUUGUGGAAAUAGUAGGGGAGGCAGCAGGGGCAGGAACAGCAGGAGUCCAGCGCAG